GACGGCGUGCUGCCGCUCUCAUAUCGCGUGGUCACACGAGACAGCGAGAAGCAAGAUGCGCUGCACCUGGUGGCCGAUAGCAUUGCGCAGCAACGCCAAACUGCCUCUGCCGCCAUCAUCUUCAACCCCCUCUGCCUCGCAGGCUUGGUAGCGACGUGCGCCGGCGUAUAUCGCCAAUACCAGUACGCCGGCUAUGGCACCGUGUUGACGAUGCUUUGUGGCGUCGUCAUCGUAUAUCUGUCCUUUGUUCGAUUUUAUACGUCGAGGUACCUUGAGCAGGCGGAGAAAUUUCGCUGGAAGGAAUGGAUCACCGGCCCCGAUGGCAAGGAGGAUGUCAUCAUUUCGGCCUUUUUUGGCGAAGAAUCAAUCGGCACUCUCGUUCUCAGACUGAAGGGAGACAAGUUAAAUAAGAAGAAGGGUUCUGCGCAGGCCAGCACAGAUGGCCAAGGCAUCAUCCGCGCCUGGACCACCAAGCUGCGAUACCGAGGAAAGGGAGUUGGCUCAGAUCUGCUGCACUUUGCAGUCCAAACGACAUAUCGCGCAUUUGGCUCGAGCGCCAGCGUAGAGUUUGCCGCAGACCAUGCAAACAGCUCCAACCCUCUUCCUGACAUGUUUCUCCGACCCUUCAAGAAGCGCCAGGAAAAGGCAGGCAAGGCGUUGAAGCAAGCUUUGGAGGAC
Molecule: messenger RNA, 678 nt
Organism: Trichoderma atroviride IMI 206040
Lineage: Eukaryota; Fungi; Ascomycota; Sordariomycetes; Hypocreales; Hypocreaceae
Source: RefSeq, a predicted model, not a curated record